CCGUCCUUUUUGGACAAAAGAUCCUCGGAACGAGGUUGUCUGGAUUCGCUACAAAAUUAUUGUGGACCGUGAGAAAAUAAAACAAACAAACAAAAUGGCAGCAGAACAACGUGCUCAAGAUCCUAACGAAGAUGAUGGAGGUAUUGAUGCUGAUAUCGAGAGUGAUGAUGGAGACAACAAUGUUAAAAAUCACGGUAUGGUUGCAAUGGGAGAUAUUAUUUCGAAAAUUCUGGCCAAACCAUUACCGGAAUCUGUGCCUGCAAUCUUGUCCAAGAGUAAGAAGUCUCAAAAGAGGAAACUGGAAAUGAGGGAAGAGCUUUUAAUUAAAAAGGAUAAAGCUGAGGAGCGACUUGAAAAAAGAGAGAAGAACCAUGUCUUACCUACACGAUCAAACGCACAAAAAGAAGUUCUGCUAAAAAGGAUUGCUACAAAAGGAGUUGUUAAAUUGUUCAAUGCUGUAAGUGCACAUCAAAAGCUUGUUUCUGAGAAGAUGAAGGAAGCGAAAACAGAGGCUAGAAAGUCGAAAGCUGUGGAAACUGUUACGAAGUCAAGUUUUAUGGAUUUAUUAAAAACUAACAAAGAUAAAAAGAAAUCAGAAGAGGAAAAUAGCAAGGAAAACGACAAGCAAAAUAAGAAAUGGGACGUAUUGCGUGAUGACUUCAUGUUGGGUGCAUCUAUGAAGGACUGGGACAAAACGAACGAAAAUGAAGUGCAAGAAGAGAAAGAAGCUUCUGAUAGCGAAGAUACUUCAGAAUAGAUUGCAUUUAUUCAAUUAAGAGUAAUCGCAAAAAGGAAGGAUGUAACAAUUUUGGUUGUGGAGUUUGAAUAAUAACUCUAUGGUUUGAAGAAGUAUUGCUGUUCACGUAACCUUGAGGAGAGAAAAAGUGUCACAAGAAAUCCAUCUAUCUCACUCAAAGAAUAUGGAAAAACUGUUAAAACGAGGUUCCUGUAGUGCUUGUUGGAAGAGAACAGUUCAAGUCAGUGUUAUAUGUUAUAGUGUGGAUAACAUGCAAGAAGUUAAAAUAUAACUGAAGUAGGGAAAUUGACCUAUCUUAGGGUA
Molecule: messenger RNA, 1060 nt
Organism: Hydractinia symbiolongicarpus
Lineage: Eukaryota; Metazoa; Cnidaria; Hydrozoa; Anthoathecata; Hydractiniidae
Product: RRP15-like protein
Exons: 7
Coding region: 95-757 (220 amino acids)
Biological process (GO): maturation of LSU-rRNA; maturation of 5.8S rRNA
Cellular component (GO): preribosome, large subunit precursor
Source: RefSeq, a predicted model, not a curated record